AGACUGCACUGGGGUUGAAACUGAAACAGGGUUAGGAUUGUAAAAGGAGUGCAGACACUUUGUCUCCGUCAUUCUCAUGGUUUCCUGUUUAAGGAGGCCAUUUUGUCACUCAGCCCUGGAGCAGAUCACAACAAAGUUUGGCAUUGUUGUUUUUAUUCCCCAGCUCUCAGCCGCGACUGAGACUUUCACCACCAAGUUUGGACUUUCUACUCUGCAGACCAACAUCUUUCACCAAACCAGCUGAAGGAGGGCAGGAAGGUGGAACAGCAGCAGGAGGGUGACUCUCUCUCUCUCUCUCUCUCUCUGCCUCGGUGUAACUUUGAGGCUUGAGUGUCCCUCACUCUCUCUCUCACACGCACACGCACACACACACACACACACACACACACACCACACACACACACACACACGUUGCUCCUGCUUGUCAUGCCUGGACAACAACAGGAGUCAGACGAGAAAGAAGUGACAGAGAGGAAAUAAAAACAUUACUUCCUGGAUAAGGAUUUCUUCCCUAAUCUACGGACAGGAGGGGGAUCAAGGACUCAGAAGGAUGGAGGUUGUCUGCUGAGUGUGUGUUUCCACAAUUCCUUUGUUUAACAAGAACAGUUUGAAUGAGUGUGGCUUUUCUGAGAACUUUACACCACACCUGGGCGUGUGUUUGUCACUGCUGAGCUCCAGGCAGCCCAGAGCCCACAGACUCCUAAUGGCAAAUGCUAGCAGCUGUGUGACCCCAGGACUGAUGUCCCAGGUCAUCUUCCCCCACGGAGGCGUCUCGUCGCCCGACCCAGCAACGAUGCCACAGGAGAGCCCAUUAUCCAUGCCUCCCAUAUCUCCUCAUGGUGGCUUUCCAAUGAUUGACCUGGCAUUGGGGCAGUGUCCCGGUGGGACUGUGGUCCCCUCCAUGACCCCCACUCCAGCAGGUGUGUCCUUCAUCAUCCAGAUCGGUCUGACCAGGGAGUCCGUCCUGCUGCCCCAGGCUGCUGAUCUGGCUUACAUCAAGCAAAUCGCCUGCUCCAUAGUUGACACAAAGUUUCCCGAAUGUGGCUUUUAUGGGAUUUAUGACAAGAUUUUACUUUUCAAGCAUGACCCAACUACCAACAACAUUCUGCAGCUGGUUAAGGCUACAAGUGACAUCCAGGAGGGGGAUUUGGUUGAAGUUGUUCUAUCUGCGGCAGCCACUUUUGAAGAUUUCCAGAUUCGACCCCACACACUCAAUGUGCACUCUUAUCGAGCCCCGGCCUUCUGUGAUCAUUGUGGGGAGAUGCUGUUUGGGCUGGUCCGACAAGGGCUGAAGUGUGAUGGAUGUGGGCUGAACUACCACAAGCGCUGUGCUUUCAGCAUCCCGAAUAACUGCAGUGGAGCUCGUAAAAGACGCUUGUCCACCACCUCUCUGAGCAGCACUCAGUCGCUGCGUCUCUCCACCACCGAGUCAGUGUACAGCUUGGGAUCAUCCUCCACCUGCAGUGAAGAAAUCAGCCUUAUUCGCACUCACACGCAAAUGCCACGGACUCCUAGUGAUGCGCGGCGAUUUUACACGGGCCGACCUGUUCACCUGGACAAGAUGCUGAUGAGCAAGGUGAAGGUGCCCCACACGUUUACCGUUCACUCGUACACCCGGCCAACGGUGUGCCAGUACUGCAAGAGGCUUCUUAGAGGCCUGUUCAGACAGGGUCUGCAGUGCAAAGACUGUAAGUUCAACUGUCAUAAACGCUGCGCAUACAAAGUUCCCAAUGACUGCCUCGGGGAGACCAUUGGAGACAACAGAAGUAACAACGACAUAUUGAGUCCCAAUCCAGACACCGAAGUACCCAUGGACUUUACCAGUGAUUAUGACACCUCAGACAAGUCGUCAAUGGAUGACUCAGAUGAGGCCUGUAGCAUCCCUGGUUCGUUUUCUCCUGACAAUAAACAGGAUGGGACCAGUGGAGACCAAAGUGCUAACAUCCCAUUGAUGAGGGUGGUCCAGUCAGUGAGACAGACAACACGACGAUCCAGCACAGCAAUCAAGGAGGGAUGGAUGGUUCACUACAGCAACAAGGACACACUGAGGAAAAGGCACUACUGGCGUCUGGACUGUAAGUGCAUCAUCCUUUUCCAGAACAACACCUCCAACAAAUACUACAAAGAGAUCCCCCUGUCUGAGAUCCUGGAGGUGCGUCCUGCUACAGACUUCACUCUUGUCCCACAAGGGACCAACCCGCACUGCUUCGAGUUCAUCACAGGCACCAUGUGCUACUUUGUAGGGGAGGACCCCAAUAGCCUUCCUUCUAUGUCCUCCAACAACCCCCAGAUUAUCCCUCAGAUGCCCCCCUCCCCCAGCUUGGUGCAGCCCAACAGCGGUAUUGGGCGGGAGGUGGCGAAGGCAUGGGAGGGCGCCAUUCGCCAGGCGCUUAUGCCAGUCAUCUUCCAGGCAGCUCCACCUGCCCAGGGGAACACACCUCACAGACAAGCCUCUGUUAGCAUUUCUGUGUCCAACAGUCAGAUUCAAGAGAAUGUGGAUAUUGGUACAGUGUACCAGAUAUUUGCUGAUGAAGUACUGGGAUCUGGGCAGUUUGGUAUAGUAUACGGAGGAAAACACAGGAAGACGGGAAGAGACGUCGCUGUCAAAGUCAUUGACAAGCUUCGAUUUCCCACCAAGCAGGAGAGUCAGCUGAGGAACGAGGUCGCCAUCCUGCAGAGCUUACGCCACCUGGGCAUCGUGAACCUGGAGUGUAUGUUUGAAACCCCAGAGAGAGUAUUUGUGGUGAUGGAGAAGCUCCACGGCGACAUGCUGGAGAUGAUCCUUUCCAGUGAGAAAGGCAGAUUACCUGAAAGACUCACCAAGUUCCUCAUUACACAGAUUCUUGCAGCUCUCAGACAUCUCCACUUCAAAAACAUUGUUCACUGUGAUCUGAAACCAGAGAACGUGCUGCUGGCCUCUGCGGAUCCUUUUCCACAGGUGAAGCUCUGCGACUUUGGCUUUGCUCGGAUCAUUGGCGAGAAGUCCUUCCGUCGCUCUGUGGUUGGUACACCUGCCUAUCUGGCCCCAGAGGUUCUGCUCAACCAGGGCUACAAUCGUUCUCUGGACAUGUGGUCAGUCGGUGUUAUCAUGUACGUCAGCCUCAGUGGGACUUUCCCAUUCAACGAGGAUGAGGACAUCAACGAUCAGAUUCAAAAUGCAGCCUUCAUGUACCCCACGAACCCCUGGAACCAGAUCUCUAAGGACGCAAUCGACUUGAUCAACAACCUCCUUCAAGUCAAGAUGAGGAAACGCUACAGCGUUGACAAAAGUUUGAGCCAUUCAUAUUUACAGGACUACCAGACAUGGUUGGACCUACGAGAGCUGGAGACUAAACUCGGUGGACGGUACAUCACCCACGAGAGUGACGACAGCCGCUGGGAAAUGUACGCGCAAGAGCACAGCCUGCCUUACCCCCCUCACCUCGUGCCCCUUCCCCCUGCCUCAGCCUCUGAUGAUGAGAACUGUGGGGAUGAUUCGGAUGUGCAAGGCCUCACAGAGAGGGUCAGCAUCCUCUGACCCAAGAGAGAUGCGGGACUCGUUUAGAGGGUAGACAGAAAAGUGUCUAAAAUCUAAAAAGAAGCUGGAGAGAAUCUGCUAGAAGAGCAUCCCGCUGUUUAGACUUUUAUCCUUGGUUUGUGUCAGUUUCACUGCAGUGAAUCACAUUUCCCUUUUCAAGCCCAUGGACUUCAGAACUCCAUUUAAAUCGUCACUUCUGCUGUUAUUGGCUCUCUCUUUCAUCUUUUGUAAAGCUGAACUCUUUUUCACAAAACACUGCCUCGCUCCAUUUUCUAUUCUAUUUUUUGUUAUUUACCUAGCAAGUCGUUUUCUGAUGAAAACUGGAGUCAAACUUAAACGCUCAACUUGUCACAAGAUUAAUUUUCUCAUGUCUGCAACCGACCUCAAAGUGAAACAGGAAACCACAUCUCACCCGAAGUUUUGUAACACGAAAAAUUGUGGAACUAAACAUAGAAACUGCAAAUAAAGUGGUUUACAAGUAGCUGAAACACCAUCACAAUUAAAGAGACAAUGUGUAGUUUAUACCGUUAAUCUCUGGAAACUUCCGUCACAAUGUUGUUGAAAAUCAGUAAAAUAGUUGAAAAAAAUUGGUGGCUUUGUAAUAUUUAACCAAAAAAAUUAGGUCUAAAGUACAUAGGGAGGAUACAAGCGGCCGCAAUGAGUUUUCUAUGCAGAGUGGCUGGGCUCUCCCCAAGAGAUAGGGUGAGAAGCUCGGCCGUCCGGGAGGGGCUCGGAGUAGAUUUGCUGCUCCUCCAAGUUGAGAGAAGCCAAUUGAGGUGGCUCGGGCAUCCCAACUGGGAGGAGGCCUAAAGGUAGACCCAGGACACGGUGGAGGGACUAUGUCUCUCACCUGGCCAGAGAAUGCCUUGGGAUUCCCCUGGAGGAGCUGGCCCAAGUGGCUGAGGAGAGGGAAGUCUGGGCCUCUCGACUCAGACUGCUGCCCCCGCGACCCAACUCCAGAUAAGCGGAUGAUGAUGGAUGGAUGGAUGGAUGUACAUAGGGCACGGGUCUAGCGUCUUUGGGGGAUGCCGUAUUAGAUGCCAUGUUUUCUUCUGAUCGGCUCAGGGCCUUGCGCCUGUCGAUGACAUCACACUAGAUGAUUGGCUAGACCUACAGAAGUUAUGGUACCAUGUUAGAAAACACUUAGGCAGUAAGAAACAUACAUUUAAUAACAAAACUUCCAACACCUUUGUGAAAGAACAGAAUCGAAAAAGGGAUGUAAGAUAUUUUUGCCGAGUGGUAGUAUGACAACAUCAUCGGCAGGCUCAGGACCCCGAGCAGAUCCGGAAACACACGCCAGAAAACUACAAUCAGCACUGCAUUUUCUCGAUGGAAUUAACUGAAGGACCAUCAAAGUCUGAGAAGACACUCCAAGGUCACAUGUUUUACCCUAACGUUGUUUUAAACUAGCGACAUGGUGAUAUGGUGUAAAACUACUCUGAAACGUAUGUACAGCGCCCUAGUACCAGUAAACUACACACUUUUAGAACUAUAAUUACUUGAUUGAGCACAUGCAUUCUGUUAAGAAUUCCCAGAAAUACACACCCUGCAGCAGCUUAGAAAUGAGAUGUAUUGACUUUUGCAAAAUCAUUUUUACGGUAAUUGCCACUAAUCCAAAGCCACGAUAGAUUUCUUGAAAAAUGUGUGUAUUAAAGAUGUCGUUGUGGUUUUUAAUGAACUCCAGAAACAGACCUUUAUUACCAGACAUCUUCUUCUCUUUCUUUUUCUCCCAUCAAACCUUUCUGCUUGCAGAUAAGAGCUUACACGACUUGUGCCCGAGUGGCUGUUGCUGCGUGGUGAAAAUUGUUUCUAUUGAGUGGACUCUGACUCUCGCUCGUCUGUGAAAUCAAGCGGUCCAUCGAAAUGAGGAGCAACGUGUCUCUGCAGCCGGCUGUAUUAUAUCGUUAAUAAUGAGCAGAUAAAUGGACAGAUCUUUUAGCAGAAGCAGACUUGACAGAGUAGUCAGUUACUAAACUACAAUUUAAUGUGUAUUUAGGCCAGUUAUUGACUCCCUUUAAUGUCAACAUCUUGCAUGUUUUAUCUUUGUGCAGUAGAUUUAUUUAGAUGUGUCUUUUGAACAUGUUGUAGUUAUGAUGGUCUACUAUUAAAAGGUGUAACCUGAACUUGAUGUAGUUGUUGAAACUCUGUAUUUGAAUGAUACUCCUGGCCUUUAUGACAGAAAAUACAAACAUCCACAUUGUU
Molecule: messenger RNA, 5719 nt
Organism: Nothobranchius furzeri (turquoise killifish)
Lineage: Eukaryota; Metazoa; Chordata; Actinopteri; Cyprinodontiformes; Nothobranchiidae
Gene: prkd2
Product: protein kinase D2
Biological process (GO): protein phosphorylation
Molecular function (GO): ATP binding; protein serine/threonine kinase activity
Source: RefSeq, a predicted model, not a curated record